This is a messenger RNA of Colletotrichum phormii, 1401 nucleotides long. Its product is annotated as proline dehydrogenase. The transcript has 2 exons. Gene Ontology annotation, cellular component: mitochondrion. Gene Ontology annotation, molecular function: FAD binding; proline dehydrogenase activity. The record is from RefSeq and is a predicted model, not a curated record. Bases 1 to 1401 code for a protein of 466 amino acids. Lineage: Eukaryota; Fungi; Ascomycota; Sordariomycetes; Glomerellales; Glomerellaceae.
AUGCCCGCAAGACUCGUCGCGUGCGGCCAGGCGCAAGUGCCUUUCUGCAGAUCCCUUCGACUGCAGGGAGCGGCGAGAUAUGUCAGCACCACGGCGGCCAAGACUCAGACCUUGUCUCCAACAGCGCCACGAACUUUCACCCCGACCCCGAAGAAAUCACCCUUAUCCAGACUUUCAACCAAGGCCUUGGUCCGGUCACUAUUUCUCACCCAGUUUAUGUCAUCACCACUUCUAAUGAAGCCGGCACUACCUAUAUUACACUUUAUCGCCAACACGAAAUUCGCACUAUUCAACCCCGAUAAGAACCCCUUAUUAAAUCGGCUUCUUAGAUGGACUAUCUACGACCACUUCUGCGCCGGAGAGAACAUCCCUCAAGUUUCGAAGACAGUUUCUGAAGUUAAGCGGAUGGGAUACCAGGGUGUCAUUCUCAACUACGCAAAGGAAAUCGUGUUGGACAAGAAGGCAGCCGCAGCGGAAACGAAAGCUGGGCAGUACGCACCGGAGGUUUACCAAAUGGUUCAGCAAUGGAAGACCGGAAACCUUGAGACUCUCCGUAUGAUGGCACCGGGCGAUUUCCUGGCCGUCAAGAUUACUGGCGCUGGUCCCAUUUCUGUCGAUGCCCUGAAGGAGAAAGCACCCAUCCCUGAAGUCUUGAGCAAUGCUUUGGACGAACUCUGUGUGGAAACCAACAGACAAGGCUCCCGUCUCUGGAUCGAUGCCGAGCAACAAGCCCUUCAGCCCCAACUGGACGAGUGGACCAUCGAUCUUAUGAGAAAGCACAACCGCCAGAGCAAGCCUUUGAUCUACAACACUAUUCAGAGCUACCUCAAGGGCUCCAAGGCCAACUCUGAGCGCCACAUCUCCCUGGCUGCUAAGGAGGGCUGGAGUCUGGGAGUCAAGCUUGUCCGCGGUGCCUACAUCGAGAACGAGGUCCGAUCCCUGAUCCACGACACCAAGCAAGACACCGAUAACAACUUUGACGAUAUUGCCGACAUGUUCAUCAGCCAGAGACUUCCCGAGGAAGCCAAGGAGUGCCAGUUCCCCGCCAGCGCGCUCUUCCUUGCCACCCACAACGCCGCCAGCUCCGCGACCGCGAUCUCUACCCACCGCCGCAGAAUCCUCGACGGCCAGGCCACGACCGAGCUCGAGUGCGGUCAGCUGUUUGGUAUGGCGGACGAGUUGAGCUGCGAGUUGCUGGACAACUACGACACGUGCGUGGCGGACUCUGGACUGAAGAGGGAUGCUAUCCCCAAGCCUUUUAAGUACCUGCCAUGGGGUUCCGUUUCAGAGUGCAUGGGAUACCUGCACAGACGGGCGGUCGAGAACAAGGGAGCUGUUGCAGAGAGCGCUCAUAUGCUCGGCUCAUUGAAGAGCGAGCUGAGACGUAGGGUGUUUGGUUGA